Messenger RNA from Pelobates cultripes (western spadefoot toad), 25903 nucleotides. NCBI's taxonomy places the organism in Eukaryota, Metazoa, Chordata, Amphibia, Anura, Pelobatidae. The record is from the annotation of a GenBank genome assembly.
CUACAGACUUCUGUAUUUAAUUUGAUUUUUUUAAUUUUUAUAAAAAAUAGAUUCCUGUCUAUAGAGGAGCUACUAAAGCGAUUCUUGGAGAUAGCAUUCAUGCAUCAUACUUUCAUGGUGUGGAUGGUUUGGGGGAUGUUCCAGAUCCAAAUUCCCCAGGACUUGAAGGUAUACAAAAAGAGCAUGCUGUAGAUGCCAUGAGACGGCUGAUAUCAAAGCAUCCUGGAGAGGUAAGAACAUGCUAAUAAUAUAAGAAAGUAUGGUAUAGAAGUUAUUCUAUGAUAACUUUGUGUAUAAGUGUCUGUAUGAGCCAGGUCUGAGUAUUUAUGAUCCCCAGAAUAUCAAAGCAUAAUUUAGAUGUUAUUAUUUUUUAUUACUAACGAAACUUAACUAACCUUAAAGAACACUAUAGGGUCAGGAAAGCAAACAUAUAUAUAUGAUUAUUCAUGUUAAGAGCUUGGUGUGUUAGUGCUAGCAUCUUAAAUUGGGUGUCCUAUUACAAUAUUAAAAGUGCUUUGAUUCACAUUAAAAAGUAGAACACAUAAUGUCGCCUUUAUAAAUCUUGAACAUAUCAAUUGUUGCUUGCGUCAGAAAUUUGCAUUGCUCAAUUUAUUUAGAAUGUUACGUAUUGUUGACAUUAAAAUUUUUCCAUAAACCUAUUCUUUAGUUUUGUAACACACUGCCACUUGCUUUUUACUACAAAAACCUCUGCAUCACAGAAACUCUAUAUGUGUCUCUUUUUUUGAGUCAUUCUCACGUCCCAGUGCUUUAAUAUUUUCUAACUUCUCAUCUGUCUGUCUGUCUGUCUAUCUAUCUAUCUAUCUAUCUAUCUGUCUGUCUGUCUAUCUAUCAUUAUUGGCAUUUAUAUAGUGCCAACAUAUUCCAUAGCGCUUUACAAUAUUAUAAGAGGGGGAGAUUUAACAAUCUAGAGGAGGAGGGGUAUAAAACACUGGAAGGAGAUCUCAAUCAAACAAAGUGCGAGUGAAGCAGAGCUGGAGGAGAGAGUAGAAUUCUGCCCUUUAGGAAAGCGCAAAGGACAGGUAUUUGAGGUAGAAGUUACUCUAGGAGGCCAUAAGCUUUCCCAAAGAGAAGGGUUUUAAGGCACUUCUUAAAUGAUUGAAGACUAGAGGAGAGUCUGAUGGUGGUAGGCAGGCUAAGAAGUUGACUAUGAGAAGUCAGCUGCCAGGAGAAAGUCAUUGGCAGAGCUGAGAGACAGAGAAUGGGCAUACCUAAGGAUCUUUGAGGAGAUAUAAGGGGCUAGAAGUGUUCAGUGCUUUAUAGGUAUGGAUUAGUACUGACUUCUUGAAUUGACUCAUAUAGGAUACAGGAAGCCAAUGUAAUGACUGACAGAGGGGUGAGGUGUGAGACGAGCGACUGGAAAUGAAAAUCAGUCUAAUGGCAGCAUUCAUUAGAGACUGUAGCCGGGCAGUAUGGCUUCUCGGAAGACCAAUUAGGAGAGAGUUACAAUGAUCAAGGCGAGAGAUUACUAGAGCAUGAACAAGCUUCUUAGUAGUGCCUUGUGUAAGAGAGGGGCGGAUGCGGGCAGUGCUUUUUAAGGUGGAAUCAACAGGAUUUGGUAACAGACUGGACGUGAGGCUCAAAGGUGAGGGCAGAAUCAAAUAUAACUCCAAGACAGUGUGCUUGCAAGGAUGGGCUGAUAUGAGUACCACCAACUUGAAAGGGAGAGAUUGAAUUUCAGGCGGGAGGACAUCCAAUCACAAAUCACAAACCGUGACACGUUGCAGGAUGGGGAGGAGAGGAGAGAAAUAUCUGGAUGUCACCGGCGUACAGGAGGUAGUGGAACAAAAUUAGGAAAUAAGUUUGCCAAGACAGGGAAAAAAAACAGAGCCUUUGAGGACUCCAACCGAGACAAGAUGAAGGGAGGAGGUAUUCGAAAAGGAGACACUGAAUGAGCAUUUGUCGAGAUAGGAAUUAAACCAUGAGAGGACAGUGUCACAAAGACCGAGUGAUUGAAGAGUUUUGAGAAGGAGAAUAUGAUCAACCAUGUCAAAGGAAGCAAAGAGGUCCAAAAUAAUUAGUUUGGAGUAGUGGCCUUUUGGAUUUAGCUGUGAUUAGGUCAUUGGUAACUUUAAUAAGCACAAUGUCAGUAUAGUGGAGGGGGCGGAAGCCAGACAGAGGCGGGUCAUGGAGAGUGAUGGAAUUGAGGAAGCAAGCCAGUCGGGUAAAGACCAGACUUUCCAGAAGCUUUGAGCAAAAAGGGAGCAGGGAUAUGGGACAAUAGUUAGAAGGGGAGGACGGGUUGAGAGAUGGUUUAUUUAUUUAUUUAUUUAUUUAUUUUUAUUAAGAUAGGUACUACAGUAGCAUGUUUAAGGGCAGCAGGGACAAUGUCAGAAGAGAGAGCAUUUGAAGAUGUGUUUAACACAAGACAAGGGAAGGCACAAGACAAGGGGAGAGAUAUCUGAUAAGGUGAGAGGAGACAGGAUCAAGCGGGCAAGUGGUGGGGCGAGAGGAAAGGAGAACUCUAAAUCCCAUUAUGGACUUACAUAGAAACAUAGAAUGUGACCGCAGAUAAGAACCAUUCGCCAAGUAGCCUGGGAGAAAGAGUAGGAAAGCCAUGAUCUAGGUGUGGUUGAGAAAGAGAGAGGCAAGGUGGGAAGAAUUCUUUCUUUAGCUGUUUAAUCUUGUUGGUAAAGUAGCUUGCAAAACUAGCGAUUAUAAGGUUAGUUUGGGCAAAGAAGAGCGUUAAAGGUAUCAAAGAGACGUUUGGGAUUGCAGGAGCAUGAACUAAUGAGAGAGGGAAAGUAUGACUGUUUGGCAAGGGCAAGGGCUACACUGUAUGAACGCAAAUUGAAUUUAUAAUGGAGAAUGGAUGACCCAAGCUCCCUUGCUUCUCCUCUCCCCCCAAGGCCCUUGCUAUUCUUCUCCCCCCAAGCUCCUUUGCUUUUCCACUGCCUCAGGCUCCAUUGCUUUUAAUCCUCAGGCUCCCCCCCUUCUGCCUCAGGCUCCCUUGCUUCUCCUCUCCCUUCCCAGGCUCUUUUGUGUCUCCUCUGCCCCAGGUCCCCCCCCCCCGCUUUUGUUCUGCCCCAGGCUCCCCCCAGCUUCCCCUCUGCCACAGGCUCCCCCUGCUAUUCCUCUCCAAAAAGGCUCCCUAAGAUCCUCCUCUGCACCAGGCUCUCCCUGAUGAUUCACCUCUCCUAUUCCUUUGCCAUAGGCUCUCCCUGCCCCAGGGGAGGUGGACUGUGUGUGUGUGUGUGGGGGGGGGGGGGUGACAGGGAGGAUGGCAGUGUGUGGGAAGUUGACAGUGUGGGGGAGGGUGAUUGUAUGGUGGAAAGGUGACAGUGUGUGGUGGCAAUGCGGAAGAGGGUGAUAGGGUGGGGAGAGCAGUGUUUGGGAUGUUGACAGUGUGGAUGGAAGUGAGAGGGAUGGGGCAGCAUGAGAGGACAGUGAGUGGGAUGAUGACAGUGUGGUGUGACAGUGUGUGGGGAGGGAGGCAGAGUGACACAGUGGGGGGGCAGUGUGGAAGAGCUUUGUGACAAUGUGGAGUGGCAAUCUUUGAGGAUGGUAACAGUGUGGGGGGCAAUGUGUGUGGGGGGGCAGUGUGACUGUGUGGGGAGGGGGUAGUGUGACAGUGGGGGAGCAGUGUGACUGCAUGGGGCAUUGUGACAGGAGAGUGACAGUGUGGAGGGGCAGUAUAACACUCACAUUCACUGACACACGCUCAGGGAUGUGUCUACUGCGAGCAAACAAGGCGUUUGCCUUGGGUGGCAAUUUCCAGGGGGUUGCAAAAAACGUCACCCCCAAUUGCCCAGGCAAAUACCUUGUUUGCCUCGUUUUAAGGGAGCCCAAGAAAUGGCUGGCUGGCCACCUUUGGGCUCCCCCGGGGCAGGCGGCAGGAAGUGCAGGCGGGCAGCAAGGGAGCACUUUUCCCUGAGCUCUCUGCUCAGCUCCCUCGCGUGCCGCAGAGUAAUUCCGGGAGAUGGAAUAUGACGUCAAAUUCCGGCUCCCGGUGUAACGGACCGUUUCGCUCACAAGGGGAUAAAAACCGUUUAGGCGAUAAUCCCCUUCCAGAUAGACCAGCAGCUACUGCAAUCACCAACCUCCCGAACUCCAAACUGCACGUAUUCACCAACUCUCGAACAGCAGACACACGAACCCUGGAAGCAGCCGAACAGGAAAAGCCCUACGAACAGCUUACACUCCUGGCAAUCGGCAUACAGUCAAAUAAAGGAUUCUCUCAUGCAAGGGAGGGAUUUACAACAAUUACCCAAUACACCAAUCACACAAGAGUUACCUCCCACAAUGCCUCACAAUCCCUCCUCUCUGCCCUGGAGAUAAUUGAGGAAGGAAUCUAAUUAUCUCCAAGGACAGAGGUAAAACUCCAUUACCCACAUGGCAGACAAAAAGACAGUAAAAGACAUAAAAUUGCAUACUGAUACAUUUAGUACAUAAGACACACAUUUCUACAUAUCCCCAGAUAGCUUAUAUCUGAGCGCACAUUAUUAGAUGAAUGGCACUCAGAUCACAUACAUACAGUUUAAAUGCCAUGGAGCCAAAGUCUUUCACAUAGUCCUUCGUUACACGAAUGGGCUCCAUGGCUUAGCUAUCUGGGUUAACAUAUUCACAUAUCCCAAAGUACCGACUGAACCGGUGUUUCACACUAAGGGCACGAAUAGGAACCAGGGGGCGGACGGCUCAGCUGUGUUGGCGCAAGGAAGUGUCCGUUUUCCGUUCCACAGUGUUAGUGCUGAGCACCGCUGGCCUUUCGGGACUUAAAAUGGCCCUGCCACCCAGCGUUCAUCAAUUAAGCUGCGGUUAACCGCAGCUUCUGGGCGGUCAAUUGGCGGCACACUCCAGCUCCCCGGUGGUUCACCGUUCGGUAGUUGGAAUCUACCGAACACCCCGGCAGAAAGGCAUGAAUAAGCCUUUCUGCAGGGAAAAUAAAUGGUUUAACCUGCAGGGCCAUAGUCCAAAGGGAGCAGGCGAGCAACCAGGCUUCUCCAGUUCACAGUGGCGACGUUGGUUUUGCCACACUUCUCCCCUUUACCAACUAGACUAACAGGGUAUCUGACCUCCUGCCGGUCAGUGCCCUGGUUAGUCCAGCAACCCACCCACAAAACAGAAACAGCAGUACAGCCCAACCACAAUAACUGGUUACUACACCUGGGUAGAGGAGAACUUUGUCCAUGUCCAGGUGCCUCACCACGGCUGUGGGGGGGGCUGGUAGACUGCCUUGGUGGGUUGCUGAGUGGGCAGAGACCAGCGGUACUCUGCCCUGGUGCCAGCGCUACCACUGAAGUAGCCUGGUUGUGGGAGGGGGAGACCGACCAACUCCCCUCUGGGUACACAGCACUGGGGCUGGGGGACAGGACCGACUGUCCCUACCCCUUGUGCUGCAAGUGCAGAGACUACGGUCCCAUCUGCACUGUUGGGGGUUGUAACAUCUCCCCUUGCUGGGUUAGGCUGCCGCUGGAGAGAGGGUGCAACAAGCUCCUCUCUCUGAACUGUAAACUGCCGCUGGGGAGAGGGGAUAUCAGGCUCCUCUCCCUGACACUCUCUCUGCUGGUGGAGAGGAGGACCAGCUGUCUCCCCUUUCAUUAUUUUGUCCUGCUGCUGGGGUGCGAGACUGCCGGCCUCUGCUCCCUGCAGGACACUCUGCCGCUGGGGAGGAAGGACGACACCUUCAGCUCCCUGGGACACACACUGCCGCUGGGGAGGAAGGACGGCACCUUCAGCUCCCUGGGGUACACACUGCCGCUGGGGAGGAAGGACAGCACCUUCAGCUCCCUGGGUUACACACGGCCGCUGGGGAGGAAGGACGGCACCUUCAGCUCCCAUGGAUACACACUGCCGCUGGGGAGGAAGGACGGCACCUUCAGCUCCCUGGGGUACACACUGCCUCUGUGGAGGAAGGACUGCACCAUCAGCUCCCUGGGGUACACACUGCCGCUGGGGAGGAAGGACUGCACCUUCAGCUCCCUGGGAUACACACUGCCGCUGGGUAGGAAGGACUGCACCUUCAGCUCCCUGGGAUACACACUGCCGCUGGGGAGGAAGGACUGCACCUUCAGCUCCCUGGGAUACACACUGCCGCUGGGGAGGAAGGAUCUGGCCGCCUCCCUGCCCAGCAGCCCCACUGGACCCCAGGUGAAAUAUCCACCCAGCUAUCACAAAAUAAAUACAUACGUAAAGUGGAGCUUCUAAAUAACUGUAAAUAACCUUCAGCUCCCUGGGGUACACACGGCCGCUGGGGAGGAAGGACGGCACCUUCAGCUCCCUGGGAUACACACUGCUGCUGGGGAGGAAGGACUGCACCUUCAGCUCCCUGGGAUACACACUGCCGCUGGGGAGGAAGGACGACACCUUCAGCUCCCUGGGGUACACCUUUGAGUCCCCGUAACGCACUCUGCCACCGGAUAGGGCGGCCGAUACCUUUGGCUGGAUCUGCCAUGAACUGCAGGUACUCAUCUACUUGGCUCCUUACGAACUGCACGAAUUCCUCAGAGGGGACAAAUGUAACGAGAGCCAGCCGCGAGGCGCACUCUUUGUCAAAUGCCUCCUGCAUGUAGCGGGGUGCCAUGCUUGCGCUGUCAAAGUUGGUUCCUUUGUACAUAGGGUCGCUGUACGUGUACUAGCAUUGCUCUCAAUUGUAACCCAGGCACUGGUGUUGUCUUGUAGCUGUCCUUCUGGUUGUAGGAACGAUCCCUCCGCUUGCCACCGUUUUGCUCACAAGGGGAUAAAAACUGUUUAGGCGAUAAUCCCCUUCCAGAUAGACCAGCAGCUACUGCAAUCACCAACCUCCCGAACUCCAAACUGCACGUAUUCACCAACUCUCGAACAGCAGACACACGAACCAUGGAAGCAGCCGAACAGGAAAAGCCCUACGAACAGCUUACACUCCUGACAAUCGGCAUACAGUCAAAUUCCCCCCAAGAAUGAGACGACACUUCACUUUGAGGGUUAAACUGGAACAACACUGAUUUAUUCACACAACAGGCUUAUAAAGGAUUCUCCCAUGCAAGGGAGGGAUUUACAACAAUUACCCAAUACACCAAUCACACAAGAGUUACCUCCCACAAUGCCUCACAAUCCCUCCUCUCUGCCCUGGAGAUAAUUGGGGAAGGAAUCUAAUUAUCUCCAAGGACAGAGGUAAAACUCCAUUACCCACAUGGCAGACAAAAAGACAGUAAAAGACAUAAAAUUGCAUACUGAUACAUUUAGUACAUAAGACACACAUUUCUACAUAUCCCCAGAUAGCUUAGAUCUGAGCGCAUAUUAUUAGAUGAAUGGCACUCAGAUCACAUACAUACAGUUUAAAUGCCAUGGAGCCAAAGUCUUUCACAUAGUCCUUCGUUACACGAAUGGGCUCCAUGGCUUAGCUAUCUGGGUUAACAUAUUCACAUAUCCCAAAGUACCGACUGAACCGGUGUUUGACACCAAGGGCACGAAUAGGAACCAGGGGGCGGACGGCUCAGCUGUGUUGGCGCAAGGAAGUGUCCGUUUUCCGUUCCACAGUGUUAGUGCUGAGCACCGCUGGCCUUUCGGGACUUAAAACGGCCGCUGACACGUGUUCGGCUAAUGAACAAAGGCCACCCAGUGUUCAUCAAUUAUGCUGCGGUUAACCGCAGCUUCUGGGUGGUCAAUUGGCGGCACACUCCAGCUCCCCGGUGGUCCCCUGCUCCCUCGCUGCCCACCUGCCUGCCUGCACAUCUGGCUGCCUCCCUGCCCAGCAGCCCCACUGGACCCCAGGUGAAAUAUCCACCCAGCUAUCACAAAAUAAAUACAUACGUAAAGUGGAGCUUCUAAAUAACUGUUUAGUGGAUAUCCUGAAAAAUAAAAUUACAAAACACUAGUGCAAUACAGUAUUGUCAAGUAUAACGUAUAUUAAAAUGCCAUUGUGGUGUCACUCACAAAUCUGGAGUCAUACCCUCAUAUGACUCAAUAAUGUGCGCUUGUGGACCAUUAAAAGGAUGUCCAGAUCCCUCUUCUGUGCAAUGCUCUGUCUUGUCCCACCUUUGACCAGUUAAGGAUAGUGCAGAUGCCAAGUCAGAGAAGUUUCUUCCAAAGAAAAGGUGCUCUAUUGGUUUAAAAAACACUCAAAUAUAAAAUAAAUAAAAUAUAGUAUACCAGAUAAAGUUCUGGAUCAGCUGUAUAGUCCAAACAAAUGUCCAAAGUGUCCAAAACGCGUUUCACCCGAUAAAACUGGCUUCCUCAGUUGGCUUUGAUGUAUCUCACUGCUUCUCUCCUCUCUUAAAUCGCCCGCUUAAUCUCUACUUCUGGAUACCCCCUCUACUCUCCUUUCACUUCCGGUUCUGUUUUCGGGCAAUUAGUUACAUAGUUACAUAGUUACAUAGCUGAAAAGAGACUUGCGUCCAUCAAGUUCAGCCUACCUCACAUUUGUUUUUUGCUGUUGAUCCAAAAAAAGGCAAAAAAAACAAACAGUUUGAAGCACAAUUUUGCAACAAGCUAGGAAAAAAAUUCCUUCUUGACCCCAGAAUGGCAGUCAGAUUUAUCCUUAGAUCAAGCAGUUAUUACCCUACAUUGAAAGAUUAUAUCCUUGAAUAUUCUGUUCUUGCAAGUAUGCAUCUAGUAGCCGUUUGAACAUCUGUAUGGACUCUGAUAAAACCACUUCCUCAGGCAGAGAAUUCCACAUCCUGAUUGUUCUUACAGUAAAAAAACCUUUCCUUUGCCUUAGACGAAAUCUUCUUUCUUCCAGUCUAAACUCAUGGCCUCGUGUCCUAUGUAAAGUCCGGUUUGUGAAUAGAUUUCCACACAAUGGUUUGUAUUGGCCCCGAAUAUAUUUGUAUAAUGUUAUCAUAUCCCCUCUCAGGCGACGUUUUUCUAAACUAAAUAGGUUUAAAUUUGUUAACCUUUCUUCAUAGCUGAUAUGUUCCAUUCCUUUUAUUAAUUUUGUAGCCCGCCUCUGCACUUUUUCUAAUGCCAUAAUAUCCUUCUUUAGAACAGGUGCCCAAAAUUGCACAGCAUAUUCAAUAUGGGGUCUUACCAGUGAUUUAUAAAGAGGCAAAAUUAUAUUCUUGUCCCGAGAAUGAAUGCCCUUUUUCAUGCAUGACAAUACCUUACUGGCCUUGGCCACUGCUGAUUGACAUUGCACAUUGUUGCAUAGUUUGUUGUCUAUAACAAUUCCCAAGUCCUUUUAAUGUGUUGUUAUCCCUAAUUCGCUUCCAUUAAGGGUAUACAUUGCUUGUGUAUUCUUUACGCCGAAGUGCAUAACUUUGCAUUUUUCAACAUUAAAUUUAAUCUGCCAUUUGAGUGCCCAGUCCCCCAGUCUAUCUAAAUCCCUCUGCAGCAAAGUAAUAUCUUGCUCACAUUGUAUUAUUUUACAAAGUUUUGUGUCAUCUGCAAACACUGAAACAUGACUUUCAAUGCUGGUCUUCAAGAUCAUUUAUAAACAUGUUAAAUAGAAGGGGUCCCAGAACAGACCCCUGAGGGACACCACUUGCCACCUCUGUCCAGCUUGAAAAUUUACCAUUAAUGACAACUCUUUGUACUCUGUUUUUAAGCCAAUGUUCUACCCAAGAACAAGCAUUUUCAUCUAGACCGAUUUCCUUGAGUUUGAACACUAAUCUAUUGUGUGGAACUGUAUCAAAUGCCUUGGCAAAAUCCAAAUAGAUCACAUCCACGGCAACACCCUGAUCUAUACUUCUACUUACUUCUUCGUAGAACGCAAUCAAGUUAGUUUGACAUGACCUGUGCUUCAUAAAACCAUGCUGAUUUUUGCUGAUAACCAUGUUCUUCUCAAGGAAUUCUUGAAUAUUAUCUCUUAAUAACCUUUCAAAUAUUUUACCAGCCACAGAAGUUAAGCUCACAGGUCUAUAAUUUCCAGGCAAGGAUUUUGAACCCUUUUUGAAUAUAGGAACCACAUCUGCCUUCCUCCAAUCCUCCGGAACACUUCCUGAAAGAAAAGAAUCUUGAAAGAUUAAAAACAGAGGUUCACUUAUUUCUGCACUUAGUUCCUUAAGUACACGUGGAUGGAUACCGUCAGGCCCUGGAGCUUUGUUUAUAUUAACUUUCUUUAGUUGCUGCAGCACCUUGUCUUGAGUUAACCAAUUACAAUUAUUCUGCAAGUUUUUAGUAGCAAUCAUUUGCACAUCUAUUGCCAUGGGUUCUUCCUUAAUAUAUACGGAGGAGAAAUAGUUAUUUAAAAUUCCUGCCUUUUCCUGGUCUUCAUUAAUUAACACCCCCGUUUCAGUUUUUAGUGUACCUACACUUUCAUUUUGUUUUUUUUUAGAAUUUAUGUACUUAAAAAAUGCUUUGGGGUUGGUUUUGCUCUCUUCAGCUAUCAUUAUUUCAUUUUGAAGUUUAGCAAGUCUAAUUGCCUUUUUGCACGCAUUAUUUGCAUCCUUAUAUCUUUUAUAAGAUGCAUCUGAUUUGUCCGAUUUAAAUGCUUUAAAUGCCCUUCUCUUAGUUGUAAUCUCUUGUUUUACUUCUCUACUAAGCCACAUUGGUUUUAAUUUGUUUCUUUUAUAUUUAUUUCCCAAUGGUACAUACUGAGAAAUGUACCUUUGUAAUAUUUGUUGGAAGAUGAUCCAUUUAUCCUCAGUGUUCUUUUCACUAAAGAGUUUAUGCCAGUCAAUAUAUUGUAAAGCUUCCCUUAACUUAUUGAAAUUGGCCUUUUUAAAAUUAUAUGUUUUAGUAUUCCCCAUGUGCUUUUGUUUUUUUGAGUUUAUUUCAAAGGACACUAUAUUGUGAUCACUAUUUCCCAAGUGCUCACCUACUUGAAUGUUGGUCAAAAGAUCAACGUUGUUUGUUAAAACCAGGUCCAGACAAGCAUCCAUUCUAGUUGCUGCUUGCACAAGUUGUGACAUGAAGGUGUCAUUUAACAAGUUUAAAAACCUAAUUCCCUUUGCUGAGGCACUAGUCCCUCUGUCCCAAUUUAUAUCCGGGUAAUUAAAAUCUCCAAUAAUUAAAGUGUUACCCAGAUUUGCAGCUUUCUCAAUUUGCUCAAACAGCUGUUGUUCCUCGUCAAUAUUAACAUUAGGUGGUUUAUAACAUAUCCCAACCAAUAGUUGGUUUCCCUUCUUUUCCCCCAAGCAGAUAUUUACCCAUAAAGCUUCCACAUUAUCCUCCUCGCAUUCCAUUUGCUUAACAUUUGGCUUUAAAUCAUGUUUGACAUACAAACAUACCCCACCACCCUUCUUGUUUUUCCUAUCCUUCCUAAAUAACAUGUACCCAUUUAAGUUAGCUGCCCAGUCAUGUGUCUCAUCCCACCAUGUUUCAGUUAUGCCUAUUAUAUCAUAUUGUUUAGUGUAUGCUAAUGCCUCUAGUUCCCCCAUUUUGUUAUUUAGGCUCCUUGCAUUAGUAAGCAUACAUUUAAUAUUAUGUGUCACUUGUAUAUUUUGUGAAUUUUCAACAUUACACAGCUUCUCUGUUCUGAGCUUGCCCCUCCCCCCGUUUCCACCCCCCUUAUACUGUGCUAAAGCCCAUCUCCUUUCUGUCCUAUCUCCAUUUUGUAGAUUGCUAUGACCCUCCCCCCCACUACUAGUUUAAAAUCUCCUCCAACCUUCUAGCCAUCCUAUCCCCCAGCACUGCAGACCCUCUCCCGUUUAGGUGCAAUCCAUCACCACUAUAAAGGUUGUACCCAAUCACAAAGUCGGCCCAGUGCUCUAAAAACCCAAAACCCUCCUUCCUGCACCAAGGCUUAAGCCACGCAUUGGAACUCAACAUGUGUUCCAUCACUAUGGCGUCACUUCCUGGUGCUCCCUCCUGAUUCUGCUUACACUCUGGUGGAAAGCAUUGUGCGUUCCAACCUCUUGACGUCUCUUGAACCACCCCUAUAUGAGCCGUGUUUCUAUAUCGGCUCAUUUUAGCGAAAAAAUUAGCAGUUCUAUGACAUAUUAAAUAUGGUAGCAUGUACAAUAUAAAAUAUAAAUGCCUAUUGUGUGCAUCUUCACACUUAUUUGUUUAUCUGAGCAAGUUCCAAAAUUCUAAAAAGAGACAUACAUCAAUAUCAAUGCAUUAAUUGAUACUUUUUUUAGAGACAUACAUUAAUUUAUGGCACUCCAGUGCAAUCACAAAAAAUUCAAAAAAUGUUCAUUUCUUAAAACGUUGUAAUAAAAGAAUAUUACAUUGAGAGGCACACAUGUCCAUUCCCAAAACACAAAUGUAAUAAAACCAAUGUUUUAAAAUAUCCAACUACUAAAACUUAAAGCUAAAAGGAUCAACCUUAUAACUCCUAAAAUUCUAAAAAUAUUUUACCAUUGGAGUAUUUAGACAUCGAAAAAAGGUUCAGUUAUUUAUAAAACCUAAAGUGAUAAAAUGUCAUAUUGAAGAAAGAUAAUUCAUAAAAUGGCAUAACUCAAAAUCUUGGCCGAGCCCUUGGGGGGUCAUAGUAUUAAAAUUAAAAAUGAAUCUCAUUUCUUCCAUUCCUAUUUUUUUUGUGUAAUCACCUCCUCUCCAAUCUUUUUUAACUAGUAUGAUGGCGCUAAAAAACAUUCCUUCGUGGUUCUGGUUAUGAGCUAUUUUGAAAUGGUUCAAGACACUGUGUGACUCCAACCCAUUCUUUAUGAGUCUUGUAUGCUCCACUAUCCUUACAUAUAAGCAUCUGAUUGUUCUGCCUAUAUAGAGGAGGUUGCAUGGACAUUUUAACACAUAAAUCACUCCUUUUGAGUGACAUGUUAAGUGGUCUUUAAUUCAAUUUUUUUUAUUUAUCCAAGGUUCCAUAUCCAUUAUGUGCCGUUUUCUACUUUUUGUGUUCCUGCAUGCUAAGCACUGCCCGCAACCAUAGAAACCCUUACUUUGAUUUAAAAAAAUUAUUUAUGGGUGGUGGCAGCUCUCCUUCCUGAUGUACCCGUUUGCGUCAACUUCUUUAAAACAGUUCUUCGUCGUGAUGCAUGCAUCAACUAUAUUAAUAUCCAGAUCUAAAAAGUUGAUACCUUCUUCACUGAUUUGUGCUGAUAGAACAAUGUUCCAUUCAUUGCUAUUUAAAAAUGAAAAAAAAGUAUUCAGAUCUAUACUCGUGCCUGUCCAAAUAAAAAAUAUAUCAUCUGAAUCGGCGAUAGCACACCAAGUUCACCCCCCAGACAUGACCUUGUUAUACAAAUCGCUCCUCCCAAUACGCCAUAAACAAAUUAGUGUAGCUGGGGGCGAACUUGGUGCCCAUCGCCAUUCACCGAAUCUGAAGGUAAAAAGUGUUGUGGAACCAAAAAAAAUUAUUGGUUAAAAUUAAAUGAAUGCCCUCUAAAAUAUAAUCUAUUUGUACUUCUUUAAAAUUGUGUUUCUUUAAAAAAUAUUGCACAGCUUCUAAUCCUAUUUAAUGCGGUAUAAUGCUGUAGAGGGAAGUCACGUCACACGUGACUAAAAAAUUCCCCUCUUUCCCAGUGACUUCCUCUAUUAAUCUCAAGAUGUGUAUUGUGUCCUUCAAAUAGGCAGGAUUGCAAAUAACUACUGGUUGUAACAAAUCAUCUAAGUACUCUGAUACCUUUGCCGAAAUGGAGCCUAUUCCCGAUAUAAUGGGCCGGCCAGGCAGAUUAUUUUUAUUUUUGUGCACCUUGCGGAAAUGGUAAUACACUGGUGUCUUAGGGUAUGGAGUUGAUAGGUACUUUGCUUCAUCUAUUGUCAAGAUUCCUUUUUCUAAACCCUUCUCGAUAUAGUUGUCAAAUUUUUUCUUGAUAUCUUCAAUGGGAUUCUUAUCCAAUCUAUGGUACGUACACGGAUGUGAAAGAAUUUGUUCUGCCUCUUGUAAAUAACUAGACUGCGGGAUAACUACUACCCCUCCCCCUUUGUCUGCUAUCACAAAAGUAGAGAGGCUGGGUGGAUUUCAAUUAAAAAAUAAUAAUAAUUGUGAGUGGGGGAAAUGUGUGUGUGCGUCAGUGAAUGUGAGUGUGUGUCAGUAAAUGUGUGUGUCUGUCAGUGAGUGUGUGUGUCCGAGUAAGUGUAAGUCUGUCUAUCAGUGUGUCAAAUCAGUGAGUGUGUGUAUGUCAUUGUUUGUCAGUGUACAUGAGAGUGUGUGUCUGUUAAUGAGUGUAUGCAUCUAUCGGUGAGUGUGUGCAUCUGUCAGCGAGUGAGCGUCUGUCAGUCAAAGUGCGGCCUUGACAGGAAGGGAUGGGGAAAAUUUAAAUUGGGGGGGGGGUGCCCGAGCACCGUCAAAUCCUAAAUACACCAUUGCACACACUAACUCACAUUUACUGACACACACUCACAUUCACUGACACUCACUCACAUUCAAUGACGCACAAUUAUUAUUAUUAUUUUUUUUUUAUUAUUGAAAUCCACCCAGCCUCCCUACUUUUAGGAUAGCUGGGUGGAUAUUUCACCUGGGGUCCAGUUGGGCUGCUGCACAGGGAGGCGGCCGGACGUGCAGGCAGGCGGGUGGGCGGCAGGGGAGCACUUUCCCUUGGGAGCUGAGCAGAGAGCUCAGGGGAAAGUGCUCCCUUGCCACCCGCCUGCAUGUCAGGUUGCCUGCCCCGGGGGAGCCCAAAGGUGGCCAGCCGGCCAGCUCUUGGGCUCCCAUAAAACAAGGCAAACAAUGUAUUUGCCUGGGCAUUUGGGGGCAGCAUUUUAUGCCGCCCCCUGGAAAUUGCUGCCCACGGCAAACGCCUUGUUUUCCUCACGGUAGACACAUCCCUGGUUUUGAGCAAAAGCACAGGGAUCUGCUCUGACACUCUGUGAGGGCGGUGCUGUGGCGGGAGAGUCUGGAGUCUGUAUCAUCAGGGAGCAGUGAGCAGGGUGAGUGCUUGCUAAUAUUUAUAUAUAUAUAUAUAUAUAUCCCCAGCACUCACAUUUAAGGUAUACCACUGCCGGGCGCAAAACCAAAGCUCCAAUAGAUAAACAAUCCAAUGAGGGAGGCUGCUCUCCGGACUUAAAACUUCAAUUUAUUAUAAUGGAUUAAAAAUGACGACCCUCGUCAUUUUUAAUCUAUUAUAAUAAAUUGAAGUUUUAAGUCCGGAGAGCAGCAUCCCUCAUUGGAUUGUGUGUAUAUAUAUAUAUAUUUUAAAUUUAAAAAAGAUAAUAGAUGCUAAGUGUUUUUUCUGAAUUGGGGGCAGGGGUCUUGUAGAGUGAGCAGAGGUUUUUGUAGAGAGGAGGCAGGGGUUUUUGUUAAUUUGUAUUACAUUUUAAUCAGGGGGUGCCAAACACAGGAUCCACUCAGGGUGCCAAAUGCUCUAGGUACACCCUUGGUCUGACACAUUACUGAUCCUUAUGGAAUGCUUAUGAAAUAUGUUAAUGCUUCCAAUGCUAAAAUACGAAUUAUUCAAUUAUUUUAUAACCUCUUCAUUACAUUGGUUGAUAUUUAAAUCCCACUCUUUUUAGAUACGUCUUGUGGCUACUGGUCCACUAACCAACUUAGCUCUGGCUGUGAAGAUGGAUCCAACUCUCUCUGAAAAACUGAAAUGCUUGUACAUAAUGGGAGGAAACAUGGAAUGUAAGUUAUGUGUAUAUUGUAUUAUUAUCAAAUUAUUAAACAUCUGGAUCUACUUGUGCUUAAUUAUGUAGAUGUAGAUGUAUUUAAAUGUUUCUAUCAUAUCCCCCCUGUCUCGUCUUUCAUCUAAGCUAUACAUGUUGAGAUCCUUUAACCUUUCCUUGUACCUUUUUUCAUGGAUUACAAGAUAAAAUUUACAAGAAAGGGAUCUUAACAUGUAUAGCUUGGAGGAAAGACGAGGCAGGGGGAUAUGAUAGAAACAUUUUAAAUACAUAAAGGGAAUCAACACAGGAGGAGGAGACUAUAUUUAAAAGGAGAAAAACUACCACAAGAGGACAUAGUCUUAAAUUAGAGGGGCAAAGGUUUAAAAAUAUUUUCAGGAAGUAUUACUUUACAGAGAGAGUAGUGGACGCAUGAAAUAGCCUUCCAGCUGAAGUGGUAGAGGUUAACACCGUGAAGGAGUUUAAGCAUGCAUGGGAUAGGCAUAAGGCUAUCCUAACUAUAAGAUAAGGCUAGGGACUAAUGAAAGUAUUUAGAAAAUUGGGCAGACUAGAUGAACCGAAUGGUUCUUAUCUGCUGUCACAUUCUAUGUACCAACGUUUCUGUGGACGUGUCAUGCACCAUAGACACCUGUGCUCUUUGUUAUGCUAUGGGUGCAGAGUGUUAGUUGUGGGAUAGUGUUUAUUUACUCACUAAGCUUUUAACAGUUAGACUUGGAAUAAAGGUUUUACCAAUCACAUUGUCAUCAUUGUAAACCUUAACAAAAAAAGUCUCCAUUUGAAAACACAGAUCAGAUGCAAAUGUGAACCAUGCACAAGUGUUAUAGGAAUAUGUGAAUAAGUGCCCAGAGUUAUAGUUUCACAAGAAAGAAAAUGGUGAAUAGUAAGGCAUGUGGUAUACAAAUUAACUGUUACAUUUACACUUUGGGAAAUGUGAAAACCAAGUAUAAUCACUGUUGCUGUGUUAACUGAAUAUCAUACAGUCAGGGCCACAACCAGAAAUUUUGGGGCCCAUAACUCAGUUCAGCAUCUGGGCCCCCUGGGGCCCGCCUCCAAUCCCGCCCACAAGUUCCGCCUCCAAAUCCCACCCACAGGAAUACACACAGACAGACACAUACACACACACUGAUACAAAAGGACACAAAUACACACACACAGAUACAUACUGACACACACAUACUGAGACAUACACACAUAUACAGAUACAAAGGGCUACAUAGUGACAGACAGACACAUAUUAACAUACAUACAGACACACAUGCAUGAGGACAUACAGACACAUACAUACAUACAUACAUACAGACACCGACAUACACACAGACAUACAUUCAUAAUGCCAUACAGACAUACAUACAUUCAUACUGACAUAUAUACAUGCAUACAGACAUACAUACAUUCAUACAGACAGACAGACAGACAGACACUGACAUCCAUACAUACACAGACUUACAUUCAUAAUGGCAUACAUGCAUAUAUACAGACAUACAUACUGACAUACAUGCAUACUGACAUCCAUACACACAUACGUUCAUAAUGACAUACUGACAUACAUGCAUACAUAUAUACAUUCACACAGACAUACAUUGAUACUGGCAUACAUACAUAAUGACAUUCAUACAUUCAUACAUUCAUACAGACAUACAGACAUACAUACAGACAGACAGACACACACAGAGUUCAUUUCUCAGCCACCCUCCUGUCUCUUACCUUUUCUUUGCAGGAGGGUGGCUGGGGCUGAUAGGAUUCGGCACGGGUGUCCCUCUUCAAGGCCUGAAGCGAGAACACAUUUCCCAAAAUGACAAUCGUUAGCAGAAGACCAGUUCAGACCAAAUCCAGUUUGUAAUGAUCCACAAAUGUCAUAGCAGAGGACCAAGUAGCUGCCUUACAAAUAUACUCUACCGGCACCUCUGCCCUAGAAGCCAUGAAGUUGCUAAACUUCUGGUCGAAUACGGUUUGAUGAUGCUGGGAGCUUGUUGACCCUGAGAUGCCUAAACUUUCUUAAUUGUAAUGGAGAUCCAUUUCCUUAGCGUAGCUAUAGAGGCUGCUUCGCCUUUUCUAAUACCUAAUGGAAGAAUGAAAAGUUUUUCUGUUUUUCUGAAAUUCUUAGACUUUUGCAAAUAAAUCCUGAGGCACCUCAUCACAUCCAGUUUACUCCAGCCAAUUUCUUCCUGGUUAGAUGGAUUAGGGAAAAAUGAUGGAAGCACUAUUUCCUGUUGAAUGUGGAAACUUAAACCACUUUAGGAAGAAAAUCGUGCUAGUUAUAAGAACCACCUUAUCUUGGUGAAAAAACGUAUAUGGUUGUGCUGAACUUAAUGAAUAAAGCUCUGAUACCCUCCUGGCUGAUGUUAUGGGUAUUAGGAACAGAGCUUUAAUAGCGUAUAAAUUCCUAAGUCUUCCAAAAGAUCAAAUGGGUCUCUUGUUAAGGCAUCUAAAACCAAAGGAAGGUCCCAUGGAGGGGCACAUUGUUUAGUUGGGGGUAUUAUUCUCAUGAGUGCUCUAAAUAAUCUUAUAAUCAGUGGAUUCAGGGCCCACCUGGUAUUUGUCAGAGCCGAAAUGGCAGAAACUUGUACUUUUAAAGUACUAAGGCUUAGUCCUUUAUACAGACCUUCUUGAAGGAAACUCAGGAUAUUGGUGACUGUUGGCUCUUCUCAGUUGAUUUCCUUUUCCAACAGCCAGGAUCUGAACUUUUCCCAUACUUUAUGAUAGGAGUUUGAGUUAGAACUCUUUUCUUGAUUUUAGCAACGUGUAAGAUAAGGAUUUGGACAGACCUGACUUUAAAAGGUUUAUUUUUUCAAGCACCAUGCCGCUAACUGAAGGAAUUGGGGAUCUGGAUGGACUGCUGGACCUUGGAUUAGCAGAUGCCAUCUCUGGGGUAGCAUUAUUAGGGCUCCUUGGCUCAUGCAUAACAGAAGAGGGUACCAUGGUCUCCUUGGCCAUGCUGGUAAGAUUGCAAUCACUGUGCAAUUCUCCUUCCAGAUAUUUCUCAGUACUUUGUUGAUUAAUGGAGUUGGUGGGAAGAAGGACGCCAACUCAAAUUCCCACUACUGAGACAGGGUACUUCCAAAUAGGAUUUUUUUAAGGAAAAUUCAUUCUUCAAAUUUGACUCCUUAAGCUGCCAUUAUAAUUGCAGGUCUUACCAUCCAACGUGCCAUUCUGACCAAGCCUAUUGACGUGAGAGAUCCUAAUGCACUCAUGUAUAGUAGUGCUUGAACUCUUGUUCUUAGAAGAAGCUCUGAGAUCUUUAUAUUUCUACGAGCAAUGAGGUCUUGAGAUAAGAAUAUUGUGGAUAUCUCGGUAUUUUUUCUUGCUCCUCAAAACACUAUGUUCCUGGAAGGAUUUAGGUUGCUCUUGUCUUUGUUUAUCAUCUAACCAUAAAACUCUGUAGGGCACAGAUGACUUCUUCUGUCUGUUGAAGUACUGUAUGGUAGUUCUGUGCCAGAACUAGGAUAUCGUCCAAGUUGUGGAAGAUUUAAAUCCCUUUCUUCCUCAGAACUGCAAUGACUGUAAUAAGUAUUUUCAUAGAAACAUAGAAUGUGACAGCAGAUAAGAACCAUUCGGCCCAUCUAGUCUGCCCAAUUUUCGAAAUACUUUCAUUAGUCCCUGGCCUUAUUUUAUAGUUAGGAUAGCCUUAUGCCUAUCCCACGCAUACUUAAACUCCUUUACUGUGUUAACCCCUACCACUUCAGCUGGAAGGCGAUUCCAUGCAUCCACUACUCUCUAAGUAAAAUAAUACUUCCUGAUAUUAUUUUGAAACCUUUGCCCCUCUAAUUUAAGACUCUGUCCUCUUGUUGUGAUAGUUUUUCGUCUUUUAAAUAUAGUCUCCUCCUUUACUGUGUUGAUUCCUUUUAUGUAUUUAAAUGUAACAUAUAACCCCUGUCUCGUCUUUCCUCCAAGCUAUACAUUUUAAGUUCCUUUAACCUUUCCUUGUAAGUUUUAUCCUGCAAUCCAUGAACCAGUUUAGUAGCCCUUCUCUGAACUCUCUCUAAAUUAUCAAUAUCCUUCUGGAGAUACGGUCUCCAGUACUGCGUACAAUACUCCAAGUGAGGUCUCACCAGUGUUCUCUACAAUGGCAUGAGCACUUCCAUUUUUCUACUGCUAAUACCUCUCCCUAUACAACCAAGCAUUCUGCUAGCAUUUCCUGCUGCUCUAUAACAUUGUCUGCCUGCCUUGAAGUCCUACCGAGAAUGUCCUGGGUGCCAAACUUAGCCCAAAUGGCAUGCUUUGGAGUUGGUUGUGCUUCCCCAAUACCCAAGACCUCCAGAAUAUUUGAUGGGAUUGGUGUAUUGGGAUCUGAUAGUAGGCAUCUCCCCUUGAUGAAUGAAGAUGUUGAUUCUUUUCAAAUCCAGGAUAAGUCUCCACUUUCCCUGAGGCUUAGGAGCCAGACAUAUAUGCUAGUAGAAUCCUUUGUAUCUCUCUUGUUGAGGAACUUCUAUGAUGACUCCUUGUGCAAUUAGUUGUUGUAUACACUUCUGCAUUGCCUUCUGUUUUAUUCCAGGAGAUACUCUAAUUCUUCAAACUCGAACUUCCUUGAUGAUAUUUAAGACCCUAUUUGGACAUUUCCACUUAAUGGCUGUGUGUUGAGUUAUUUUGAGGGGACAGCAGAUUUACACUGUUUUACAGGCUGUACACCUACUACUUUACAUUGUAGCAGAGUGUAAUUUCUUCAGUGUUGUCACAUGAAAAGAUAUAAUAAAAUAUAUUUACAAAAAAUGUGAGGGGUGUACUCACUUUUGUGAGAUACUGUGUGUGUGUGUGUGUGUGUGUGUGUAUGUAUGUAUGUAUGUAUGUGUGUAUGUAUGUAUAUAUAUAUAUAUAUAUAUAUAUAUAUAUAUAUAUAUAUAUAUAUAUAUAUAUAUAUAUAUAUAUAUAUAUAUAUAUAUAUAUAUAUAAAAUGCAAAAAUCCCCUGCACUCACGCUUUAACCACUUCACUGCCGGGCGCAUGUACCAGGGCUCCACAUAACACAAUUCCAAAAUAGAAAUGGCUGCUCUCCGGUCUUUAAAAAUAAAAAUUUUAUUGAAUAAAGUUUAAAAUAACGACCAACGUUUCAGUCCCCGUUCGGGACUUUCCUCCGGUGUCAAAAAGGUUGUCUCGUUAUUUUUUGACCCUGAAGAAAGGUUUAUUUUUUCAAGCACCAUGCCGAAAGACUGGAGAGCAGCCAUUUCUAUUUUGGAAUUAUAUAUAUAUGGCUGAGCCUGUUGAAGAAUCCUGGAAUUGUGGGAGGGGUUCGUUGGCCUAUAAAUAUACAGGCCGCCCCUUCCUCUAUGCUGCUAAUGCCUGGUCCAGCCCACCCAAUGCUCCCUUUAUCAAACGAUUCAAUUUGCUUGACCCUCUUAUUUACAUCCUUACUCGAACAUUGGUUUCCCACACAUCACAACCAACUUAUGCUGCCACUACUGUAAUUUGGCUUAUUGUCACGACCACAAAUAUAUAUUCUCAUUUAUGUUAUCUCAUUUAAAAAAUGUAAGUUGCUUGAAAGUUGCUGGAUAAUGUUUGCCCAGUCCAAGAUGGUUGAUUCCUCCUAACCUUCUAUCCAGCAGAGUCCAGAUAAACACUUUGAGUAAGACACGAAGCUAGAAACCAUGCUAGAACUUUCUAUCUACCAUACUUUCCAACUUUGAAUAUGAAUCAUGCCUUCCUAGGUGGGUACUGCCAGUGACUCAACUUGCUUCAAGCUCACAGACCACUUCCCUGCCAUCCCUUUACACGGAGGACUAUGCAUAGCACGCUGCUGAAGUGCUCCCUGCAUGGUCCUAGUGCCAAAAGCACAAGCAUGCCUAAUAAUCCACUUGUCAGAGGACAGUUCUGUGAGGUCCCCAGAUGUGGCACACAAGGGAAGAAAAUGUGAAUAAUAAAACAGGAUUCCAAAAUCAGAAUGUCCUACCUAAAGUGGUACAUUAGGAAGUUGUCAUCUAUUGCACUGUGAAAUAGAGGAACCAACAUUGGUAUAGGCAAAAUAAUGAGGUUACAAAUUUUGGUCUGGUGACUGGGUAGGCCACUUCAGGACCUUAAUGUGCUUCUUCUUGAACCACUCCUUUGCAGCCCUGGCUGUGUGUUUUGGGUCAUUGCCAUGCUGGAAUACCCAUCCACAACCCAUUUUCAAUGCCCUGGCAGGGGGAAGGAGGUUCUCACCCAAGAUUUGAUGGUACAUGGCCCCGUCCAUCAUCCCUUCUGAUGCGGUGCAGUUGUCCUGUCCCCUUAGGAGAAAACACCCCCCAGAGCAUAAUGUUUCUACCUCCCUUUUUGAAGGUGGGGAUAGUUUUCUUGGGGUCAUAGACAGCAUUCCUCCUCCUCCAAACAGAGCAAGUUGAGUUGUUGCCAAAGAGCUCGAUUUUGGUCUCAUCAACACUUUCACCUAGUUCUCCUCUGAAUCAUUCAGAUGUUCAUUGGCAAACUUCAGAUGGGCCUGCUUUUUUGAGCAGGGGGACCUUGCAGGUGCUGCAGGAUUUCAGUCCUUCACAGCGUAGUAUGUUCCCAAUUGUUUUCUUGGUGACUAUAGUCCCAGCUACCUUGAGAUCAUUAAUAAGAUCCUCCCAUGCAGUUCUGGGCUGAUUCCUCACCGUUCUCAUGAUCAUUGAAACUCACCAAGGUGAGAUCUUGCAUGGAGCACCAGACCGAGGGAGACUAACAGUUAUUUUGUGUUUCUUCCAUUUGCGAAUAAUCACACCAACUGUUGUCACCUUCUCACCAAGCUGCUUGGCGAUGGUCUUGGAGCCCAUUCCAGCCUUGUGUAGGUCUACAAUCUUGUCCCUGACUUCGUUGGUCAGCUCUUGGCCCUGGCCAUGGUGGAGAGUUUGGAAUCUGAUUGCUUGAUUGCUUCUGUGGACAGGUGUCUUUUAUACAGGCAACAAGCUGAGAUUAGGAGCACUCCCUUUAAGAGAGUGCUCUUAAUCUCAGCUCGUUACCUAUAUAAAAGACACCUGGAAGUCAGCACUGGGAGUGCUGAUUGAUGGAAGAUCAAAUACUUAUUUUUACUCAUUGACAUGCAAAACUUUUUUGACAUGCGUUUUUAUGGAUUUUUUUUUUCUGUUAUUCUGUCUCUCACUGUUAAAAUACACUUACCAUUAAAAUUAUAGACUGAUCAUUUCUUUGUCAGUGGACAAACAUUUAAAAUCAGCAGGGGAUCAAAUACUUUUUUCUCUCACUGUACUCCUUCGAGGAUGAGGCACAUGAUAAAAGAAUAAUUAACUGUGCCAUUCAUCUGAUAUAUAUUUGUUUAAUGUACUGACUUAUUGCAUUGAUGUGCUGAAUGAUGCCAUGAUGCAUCAUAUCCAAAUAAUAAAUGUUGGCAUGUAUGAAUUUUGUCAGCAGUCUAAAACAUGUAAUGAAUGGUAAUAGUUAUUAAUUUUCCUGUUAUUUCUGUUGUUUUUCAAGAGUAACUUGGGAUUUUUUCUUUAUCUAGCAAGAGGAAAUACUUCGGCUUGUGGAGAGUUUAACUUCCUAGCAGAUCCUGAAGGGGCGUACAUUGUUUGCAAUGAAUUCUUGUGUAAAACCUAUAUUGCUACCUGGGAGUUUGCAUGUCGUCACAAGCUGUCAUGGGUUUGUAUCUCAUUCAUAUAUUUAUAGAAAUUUGUUGAUGUCAGCAUUCAUAAUUUCUCUGCAUGCUCUCUGAAUUAUAGCAUUAUUAUGCAUAGGCUACAUAAAGUUCUGAUUAGUUUUUAAAUUAUUUAUUUAAAAGUGGUUGUCAAUCAGAUAGACACAUAUAUAACAAAAUUGCCAGUAAUGUAUGCAACAAGAGAUAACAUAACAAAGUUACAAUUCAGAAACCUAAUCAAGAGUGCAUUAGGUUAACUAUAAAGUCAGUAGGGGUAACUAAUUAAUGUAUAGCACGUACAUAAAGUCAAGGGUGUAAAAGGUAUCAAAAACCACCUCCUCUACUGGUAGAACAUUAAUCCUAUACUUAAAGGACCACUAUAGUGCCAGGAAAAAAAACACGUUUUCCUGGCACUAUAGUGUUAAUAGGUCCCCCCACCCUCAUGGCCCCCCUCCCGCCGGGCUGAAGGGGAAGGAAGGCGUUAAACACUUACCUUUCUCCAGCGCUGGUGACUCUCCUCCUCCUUCCGACGUCAUCGGCUGUAAGCGCAUGCGCGGCAAGAGCCGCGCGCGCAUUCAGUCAGUAAAUACAAAUAAAUCUAUAUACACCUAUAAUAUCAGCAUUUGAUCCUCCAUCAAUAAGCAUUAGAUACAUGUAUCUUGCAAAUGUAUAUAAUACAAAAUUGAUCAAAUAAUUAAUUGCCCAAACACACAUAAAUAAAGGGAAAAAAAGGAUUUAAUUGCUGUACAAUAUAUUUACCCAACAAGUGGACAGAGCUUGUUGUGGUGGGACACGAGAAGAUUGAAGAAGUUUAUGAAGCAUGACUUUAUAAAGUAGAUCCCAACCCUGUCCUCAAAACACACCAACUAUCUAAGCUUUACCAUCAUCCAUCUUGCAAUAGCAAUGGCAGUUCCCUAAAUCCUAGACUUUUGGUCCAUCUGAGAAUUGGUUUAGGAACACUGUUCUAGACAUAUUCCCUAAUUUGAGCAACAGUAACCUGGUGCAAUUUGAAAUAAUUAUAAUGAGAAACUAGGUAAGUGUACUGCAUGUUGUGGAAGGAAGACUUGGACAUAUACUUUCACAGAAAUGAUUAUUUAAAGGGACACUGUGUCCCUACUUAGUGCUGCAAUGUAAAAUGUUGCAGUUCCAGAGAACUGCAAUGUUUACAUUGCAACUCUAAGCUUGACCUCAGUGGCUGUUUCCCAAACAGCCACUAGCGGGCUUCUUGAAUCGAAACUGACCUUUGGUCCGUUAUUUAAUGCUGGACGUCCUCAAGCUCUGUAUGAGGACUUCCAGUGUCAGAUUUUUCCCCAUAGGAAAACACUGAAUGAUGCUUUCCUAUAGGGAAAUCCUAAUGCGAGCAGGUGGCCUAUUCAUAUGGCUUUUACUUCUUAAUAACAAUGUAAUUGCCAAGAAAUAGCGAUCACUUUUGCCAACUAUUGUUGUUUCUUAUUCAUAACAUCUAUGCAUCAAUGAAGAUCAAUGCAACCAUUUAGAAUUAAACAGUUUAUGCACAGUCAUGUUGUUACAUGAAGAUUUUGACAGACUGUCUGCUCCUGAUUACCUUAGCUAACACUAAAUAUACAUUAUUCAUACACUUGUUUUUUUGUUUUGUUUUUUUAAGAUCCUAUUUUUAUUUUGAAAUGAUUUACAGUUACUGAGCGAUACUAGCAAGAUUUGUAAGAAUAAUAUUUUUUUCAACUAUGUAGUUUUAAUUUUCAGUAAAAUGAUUAAAAAGGUAAAAUAAUGGUUAUGGCAUAUACUUGAAAUAGAGGUAAGGCUCAUCUGGCUUUUCUAAACUCAUGGAAAGUAAAAAUGUAGGUCUAGCACACCUCUAUUUAUAGUUGCAUCAGAUUUAUAGAUGACAAAGUGACAACAUUCCAAACUCCCAUGUGUCUUUCUCUGUCCUAACACUAUAGCACUGGAGUACCUGUUUAGGUUCCCAGCCCCCCUCAGAUUGGAAGUAAAAGGUGUUUUAACUUAACUCUUCUCCAUUGUGCUUCACCCCGCCUCCAUGGCUGAAAUCAUCAAUCUUCCCAUAGGAAAACAUUGGGAUGCUAUUGAUAAAAACGCCAAUCAGCAUCUCCUCAUGUGGGCUCUAUGGGAGCGUUAAGCGUCUCCAUGCAGAGCGUGGAGACACUGAACGUAGGUGCUGCACAUUCUACCUGCUUGUACAAAUGUAACUGCUUUGAAACCCAUAACAAACUCUUUCCUUAGUACCAAAUGUAACCACUCAAAGCCUAAACAUGAAACAAAACCGUUUACCUUACUCUAUGAAGCAUUUACAUUGCUGAGGUUGCAGGGACAUGUUAUAGACAACACUACAUUAAGCUGUAGUGGUUCUGGUAAUAACAGUGUCCAUUUAAUUUUACAUCGUUCUCUUCCCAUCUAUCAUUUAACUUUAGAUAUGGUCAUCCAUGAUAAUCGACACAUUUGUAAAAGUUAAAUGACUCCAUUUUCUUUUUUCUCACACAGGAGUGGUAUGAUAAUUGGGUCAACAAAGGAACAAAGAAGGCUGACUUUAUAAAAAAAAUCUAUGCCCACAGUUUGCAGUACUCUAGAAGUGAGAAGGAAGUGAAGGGGAUGGUGUCUGGCCCUGGAUUUGUGUCCUGUGAUUCCUAUGCAAUGGCUGCUGCUAUAAAUGAAUCCAUUGUCACAGAUGUAAUUGAAUGCCCAGUUACUGUGGAAACAAGUGGAAGAUUCACGCGAGGGAUGAUGGUCCUUGAUAUGAUUGAAGUACUUGGGAAGAAAAAUAAGGCCUUAGUUAUGAAUAAAGUUGACAUGGAAAAAUUCAAGGUUCUCAUGGAGGCUUCAGUUGCAUAGACUAUCACGUUCAGCCACUUAAAAUUGUUUUGCUAUUAAAAGAAAAAAAAAAAAGAUUGUUUAAGAGAUAUAUAGUUCAGCUUUGAAACCAAAUAUAAUUUUCUGUUGACUAUGCAUAUAGAUAAAAAAGAAAUGCAGAAUAAUGCAAUAAUGUACUCUGAGAAAAUAUUUACAAUAAAUAUGAAAAUAUAAUAAAAUCUUAAAUAUUCUGGUA